Schistocerca nitens (vagrant locust) is the source of this 3764-nucleotide messenger RNA. Its product is annotated as plasma membrane calcium-transporting ATPase 3-like. NCBI's taxonomy places the organism in Eukaryota, Metazoa, Arthropoda, Insecta, Orthoptera, Acrididae. Bases 1 to 3411 code for a protein of 1136 amino acids. Gene Ontology annotation, cellular component: intracellular membrane-bounded organelle; membrane. Gene Ontology annotation, molecular function: ATP binding; ATP hydrolysis activity; P-type calcium transporter activity. The transcript has 22 exons. The record is from RefSeq and is a predicted model, not a curated record. Gene Ontology annotation, biological process: calcium ion transmembrane transport; regulation of cytosolic calcium ion concentration.
AUGUCUAUAAGUGAGGAGCAGCGCCCACGGUAUGGAAUCACAAUCCAUGAUCUGCAACACCUUUCGGAGCUGCAAGGGAACGCGGCCGUCGCAGAAAUUGAGAAGUUUGGAGGAAUCGGAGGGCUGUGCAGGCUGCUGCGAACAUCCCCCACUAGAGGUCUCAGUGGGAUACGAGCAGAUUUGGAGAACAGAAGGAAGGUAUUUGGUUCCAAUAUGGUACCGCCGAAACCGCCAAAAACAUUUCUUCACCUCAUAUGGGAAGCUCUCCAAGAUGUCACCCUCAUUGUUUUAGAAAUUGCUGCUUUGGUGUCAUUGGGUCUUUCAUUUUAUCCUUAUAAGGAAAGACAGGAAGUUGGUGUCACAGUCGAUAAGGAUGAGUCUCAUGGAUGGAUAGAGGGCUUGGCCAUCCUUCUGUCUGUGACAGUGGUUGUACUUGUGACAGCAGUCAAUGAUUAUACAAAGGAAAAGCAGUUUCGUAGCCUGCAAAAGAAGAUUGAAAUUGAACACAGAUACACUGUGCUAAGAGCUGGUAACAUCCACCUGAUUCCUGUACGUGAUAUUGUUGUGGGCGACAUAUGCCAGGUUAAGUAUGGUGAUCUCCUUCCAGCAGAUGGUAUUCUGAUACAGAGCAAUGACUUGAAAGUGGAUGAGUCUUCUCUGACUGGUGAAUCGGAGCUUGUUAGGAAGGAAGUGCUGGUUAAGCCUAUUCUGUUAUCAGGAACUCAUGUGAUGGAAGGCAGUGGUAGGAUGUUGGUAACUGCUGUUGGAGUGAAUUCUCAGGCUGGAAUAAUUGUCAAAUUACUGGGAGCUGCUGCAGAUGAAGAACUUGUGCAGGGACAGAACCAGAAGAAGAAGAAGAAGCAGGAGGAGGAAGAAGAAGAAGUGGAGGAGGAGGAAAGUAAAAUGUCAGGAAACUGCCAUCUGUGUGCUUCCUUUGCUGUCUCUGACAGAAUUACAAUGUCAUCGGCAAACUUCAAAACCAAAAAAGAAGGACGUCCAUUGACAUCGAAGAAACAGAAGUCUGUACUGCAGGCCAAACUGACAAGACUUGCUGUACAGAUAGGAUAUGCAGGCUCAUUUGUUUCUGCAAUGAUAGUAAUUAUACUGGUCAUGCAGUUCUGUAUCAGAACGUACAUCAUCGAAAAAGAGCAGUGGAAGCCGUCACAUGCCAACGAAUUUGUGCGACACCUCAUCAUUGGCGUUACAGUGCUGGUAGUCGCUGUGCCUGAAGGUCUGCCACUGGCUGUGACUCUGGCUCUGGCCUAUUCAGUUAAGAAAAUGAUGUAUGACAACAACUUAGUGAGGCAUCUAGAUGCAUGUGAAACAAUGGGAAAUGCAACUGCAAUUUGCUCUGACAAAACUGGAACUCUCACCACUAACAGGAUGACUGUGGUGCAGUCAUUUGCAUGUUCAGUACUUAGAGCAAAGGUGCCACCAUUCUCAGAUAUUCCAGCACCUGUUGGCAAUCUGAUUGUUGAAGCUGUAGCAGUUAACACUGCCUACACAUCGAGUGUGCUGCCAGCAGAUAGCCGUGGAGGUCUCCCAAAACAAUUUGGUAACAAGACAGAGUGUGCACUUCUGGGAUUUGUGCUGAGCAUGGGAAAAGACUAUGAGGCCAUAAGAGCUGACAUACCAGAAGAAAGUUUCACCAGGGUGUACACGUUUAACUCCAUACGCAAGUCCAUGAGUACGGUCAUACCAAUUGCAGGCGGUGGCUACAGACUCUUCUCGAAAGGUGCUGCAGAAGUCUUGCUCAAUAAAUGUUCCUUUAUUUAUGGACGCAAUGGUAAACUGGAUGUUUUUACGCAUGAAAUGCAACAAAAUGUGAUUCGUCUCAUUAUCGAACCAAUGGCACGUGAUGGCCUGCGUACAAUAGCUCUAGCAUACAAGGACUUUGUGCGGACGAGUGCUGCAAAGAAUGACGUGUAUAUAGACAGUGAGCCAAAUUGGGAUGACGAGGACUAUAUUGUCAGUGAUUUGACGUGUCUUUGUAUUGUCGGCAUUCAGGAUCCUGUUAGAGCUGAGGUUCCAGAAGCCAUACAGCAAUGUCAACAGGCAGGGAUCACAGUCCGUAUGAUAACAGGUGACAAUAUACACACUGCGAGAGCCAUAGCAAUGAAGUGUGGCAUCAUUCAUCCUGACAGUACAUAUCUCGUCAUGGAAGGGAGUGAAUUUGACAGACGAAUAAGGGACAGCAGUGGAAAAGUCAGCCAACAGCUGCUGGACCUCGUGUGGCCCAAUCUCAGGGUACUAGCACGGUCUUCACCAAAAGACAAAUACACACUGGUUAAAGGUAUGAUUGAGAGCAAGCUAUAUCCAAACAGGGAAAUAGUUGCUGUCACCGGAGAUGGAACCAAUGAUGGUCCAGCUCUGAAGAUUGCUGAUGUCGGGUUUGCUAUGGGGAUUGCAGGAACAGAUGUUGCCAAGGAAGCUUCUGAUAUCAUUCUGACAGACGACAACUUCAGAAGCAUUGUGAAGGCCGUAAUGUGGGGGCGGAACGUUUACGACAGCAUCGCCAAGUUCCUGCAGUUCCAGCUCACUAUAAACAUUGUUGCUGUUGUUCUGGCCUUCACUGGUGCCUGCGUCAUUCAAGCAAGCCCUCUCAAGGCCGUGCAGAUGCUGUGGGUCAAUCUGAUCAUGGACACAUUAGCGUCACUGGCACUCGCCACAGAUAUUCCCACUGUGGAGCUCCUCAAAAGGAAGCCUUACGGGCGCACGAAGCCUCUCAUUUCCCGGCGUAUGAUGAAACAGAUUGAAUCCCAAGUGGUGUACCAGCUUUCAGUAACUCUUGCACUCCUUUUUGUAGGAGAUAAGCUGCUGGAUAUCCCAUCAGGCACAGGGAGUCAUGAACCCACCGAGCAUUUUACAGUAAUAUUCAAUACAUUUGUAAUGAUGGCUCUGUUCAAUGAAAUAAAUUCCCGAAAAAUCCAUGGUCAGAUGAAUGUAUUUUCUGGAAUGCUUCAAAAUAAAAUUUUCUGUGGCAUCUGGAUUUCAACAUUCAUAGCUCAAGUUGCGAUUGUCCAUUAUGGCUCGGUAGCAUUUUCGACAGUCCCUCUGGCACUCGACCAGUGGAUGUGGUGUUUGUUCUUUGGUAUUGGGGCAUUAGUAUGGAGAGCACUGAUAAACCCAAUACCUACAAGGAUAACAGCAAUGACACUACUGCGGGUUCGUGGCAGGCACAAAGCUCACCAUAAGGUCCUUCCGAGCCCGAGUGAACCGAUGCUUCCUCGGAGUCGGGUUUUGUGGCUUCGAGGGAUUUCAAGAAUACGCACUCAGAUCAGAGUGGUGAACGCUUUCCGUGAAGGAGUGGAGAAGCACGUGAACCUGGAAGACCCCACAAUAAUCGAGGCCCUGCAGAAGCACGCGACGUACUCGAGGCGACUGUCAGCCAGUUUCUCGGUGACCACAUAGGGGCGGCAGAAUGGGGCACGAGCAACCGGCCAAUUGUUGGCACGUGGGGCAACAGCAGCGUGGCUAGUGGUGCUCUGUGGGAUGUGACCUCGCAGUUCCACUGCAGGUGCUGUUGUGCUGUCGCGAUGAUUUGUGCAUCUCGUAUGAGUGUUUCCCUAUGGAGACCAUUGUUGUCUGCUUCUCUGAGUCUGCAAAUGGAUGACAUUUGGAUUUCACUAAUGACAGACUCAGCUUCAUUUAUCACAGAUCAGAUACUCAGUGACAGUGAACAGUGUGCUACACAGGUUCAAAUUAUUAGAUGUUUACUUUCUGUGAUGGUAGUGAAAGUUGAGACAGCUGUUAACGUUUGACUG